Molecule: messenger RNA, 1373 nt
Organism: Benincasa hispida (wax gourd)
Lineage: Eukaryota; Viridiplantae; Streptophyta; Magnoliopsida; Cucurbitales; Cucurbitaceae
Gene: IQD12
Product: IQ-domain 12
Molecular function (GO): protein binding
Source: RefSeq, a predicted model, not a curated record
CAGAAAAACACUUUGAACUAGUCCAUGGCAGUUGUGAAUUUGACAGUUGGGAAGGAGAGAUAAAUUAGCAAAAAAGGCCACAAAAUCCCCUUCAACUUCACUCUAAUGCACCCUUAAUUAACCAAAAACCACAGGGGUGGAUUGUGAGGAAGUAAAAAAUGGUGUUUGAUCCAUGAUGGCAAAGACAAUGUGCUGGCUUGGUUGGGUCAAGAGGUUUUUUAGUUCUGAUCACCCCAAAACUAAAUCUGAAAAGAAACCUAGAAAGUGGAGAUGGGUUACUGAAAGAUUCAAGAUUAAGAAAUGCCCAGUGAUUGCAGCAGCACCACAACGAACACUUAGUGAAGCUACAGAUGAAAGGAGGAGGCAGGCUUUGAGUGUUGCUGCUGCCACAGCAGCUGCGGCCGAGGCUGCGGUUGCAGCUGCCAAUGCUGCGGCGGAGGUUGUCCGCCUUACAGUCGCCUCGGGCUCCUACUGUCCGUUUUUGAAGCAAGAUCGAAUCACGGCUGCCAUUAAGAUUCAAAGUUAUUUCAGGGGAUAUCUUGCAAAGAAGGCAUUGAGAGCACUAAAGGGAAUAGUGAGACUUCAAGCAAUAGUUCGCGGUCGAGCUGUGAGACGUCGAAUAGAAGCGCUUUUGAAGCGACCGUUGAUAAUCGAGGAAAGAAGGAAAUUGAAAAUGUUUCAGAAAAGAAAUCUUAUUCCAGAGAAAAGUUGCAACAGCUGUGGGAAGAAGGUGUUCAUCCAACCAAAAGAGGAGUUUGAGGAAGAUGAAUUAAAGCUUGAUUUGAACAAUCUGAGAAACUGGGAUGGUAGCAGUCUGUCUAAAAAGGGCAUUGAAGCCUUGCAGUUGAGAAAGCAAGAAGCAGUUAUCAAGAGGGAAAGAAUGUUGAAAUAUUCAUUUUCACACAGAGAAGGAAGAAGUAUCCAAAUGGCAGAAGAAAGUCCAAGGAGAAGUUUGAGGCCAAGUGUGCAUAUAAAUUUAGUAACUGAUCAACAAGAAAUGUAUGGGAAAAAGCUUGGAAAUUAUGUGAAUGUGAGUUCAGAUUAUUCAUUCCCAAGAAGAUCAUUCUGCCAUUUGAAACAUAACUCAUCAGGUGGAGGUGAAGAUAAUAGUUCUUCCAUGGCAACAAGCUGCUCCCCUGUUUUUCCAACAUAUAUGGCUGUGACAGAGUCUGCCAAAGCUAAGACAAGAUCAAUCAGCACUCCUAAGCAAAGGCUUUCAUUUCUUAAUGAUGUUUCCUUUUGCUCAUCUUAUGAUGGAGAUUUUAUAAGAAAUAUCUCUAACCAUGUUUGAGAAUUUCCUUCUCUCAAUUCCCUUUUUUUUCCUUUCUUUCUUUUUGUGUUCUUUAUAUCAGUGUGCUUUUUUUCUUUUCUUU